CACACAUAGAUGAUAGACCUGUAUUUAAUAUCUCACACUUACGACGUUGGUUUUCUCCACAACCCCACUUUUGUACUUCUCUUCCCUCUCCCCCUCCCAAAUAACCGCCGAUAAACAAUGCUCCGGCUAAGCAACGCCGCCGUAAUAACAACCAAUGCAAUUCUCGCAUUGAUCGGCCUCGCCGCUCUAUCUUUUUCCGUCUACGUCUACGUUCAAGGCCCAUCACAGUGUCAACGUUUCGUUCAAAACCCUCUCAUUGUAACUGCGGCUCUCCUCUUCUUCAUCUCGUCCUUAGGCCUUAUCGCUGCUCUCUACGGUAGCCACAUCAUCAUCACACUCUAUCUCUUCUUCCUUUUCCUCUCCAUUCUUCUGCUUCUUGUCCUCUCUGUCUUUAUCUUCCUCGUCACGAAUCCCACCGCCGGAAAAGCGUUAUCCGGUAGAGGAAUAGGCAAUGUCAAGACCGGAGAUUAUCAGAACUGGAUCGGGAACCAUUUCCUUCGUGGGAAGAAUUGGGAAGGGAUCACCAAAUGUUUGUCUGAUUCUAGGGUUUGUAAAAGGUUUGGUCCACGUGACAUUGACUUUGACUCCAAACAUCUCUCUAAUGUACAGUUUGGUUGUUGUCGACCUCCCGUAGAAUGUGGGUUCGAAUCAAAGAAUGCCACGUGGUGGACAGUUCCUGCCACAGCGACUACGGCGAUUAUAGGGGAUUGUAAGGCAUGGAGUAACACGCAGAGACAGUUAUGUUACGCGUGCGAGUCGUGUAAGAUUGGAGUUUUAAAAGGGAUAAGAAAAAGAUGGAGGAUACUUAUUGUCGUCAAUCUCCUUCUUAUCCUUCUCGUCGUUUUUCUUUACUCGUGUGGCUGUUGCGUGAGAAAGAACAAUCGUGUUCCAUGGAAGCGCCGGUUCUUCUAACAACUCUUUCCAUUUGUUUUCCAAAUGAUUAAUUAAUUCUUUAUAUAUUUUUCUGUUUUUGAAAUAUUUAGUUGAUGUUUGAUGUUUCUUUUAGUGAAGUUGUCCUCUGGUCAUGAUUGUUGGUUUGCAAAUGCAUGCAUGGGUUUGGUUAUAUUAAUGUGUGAAUGUAUUGAUGGAAUAUAACCUCCAAAAUAUAUGACAUUUGCAAAAUAGACAAAACAUUAUGCAAAAAAAUAUUGUUCGAAGAAUAAUUCAUGUUUUAUUGUUCCCGUCACACGUUUGGAUAACAUAAUUAGAAAAGAGAGCUACAUUAAUGUUUUUUAACACGUAAAUUUGGUUGUGAAUUAGGAGGGAAGAAACGCUUAGAGCAAACACAUUGUUGGAAGAUACAUUGUCUAGCAAUACAAUCCAGACAAUUCUUGUUGCAAAUGUCGUCGUCGGUGCAUUGCCCUCCAUCGUGUAUUUCGGCCUCUCUCACUACUUCACUAACUCUCGUUCUUUGUUCCGAUGCUUUAGCUACCCACAAACCUAGGACAUUUUUAAUCUAACAAAUAUCAAUAUUGUGUACGGGUAUAUAUAAAUCGACUAGAAGUCUUUAAUAACAUUGUAAUACUAAAAUCAUGGUGUUUUUAAAGUUAUAAAAUACAAAAAUGCACAUGA
Messenger RNA from Arabidopsis thaliana (thale cress), 1572 nucleotides. It is a transcript of the gene TET12, whose product is annotated as tetraspanin12. Gene Ontology annotation, biological process: auxin-activated signaling pathway. The record is from RefSeq and is marked reviewed. The coding region runs from base 118 to 912 and encodes 264 amino acids. The transcript has 2 exons. Gene Ontology annotation, cellular component: membrane. NCBI's taxonomy places the organism in Eukaryota, Viridiplantae, Streptophyta, Magnoliopsida, Brassicales, Brassicaceae.